CUGUUACGGUUGGAGUUGUCGAACGCACCCUAACGGACGGUCAGCAGCUGACACAGGGGCGUUUUUAUUUGGAAUACUCGGACCGCUUCAUUCCAGAUGAGCUCACACAUUAAGAGGUGCUUGAGACAAAUAAACCCGACGGGUGAAACGCCCGAGCUAGUGCUUUAAAGUGCUGUAGGUUGGGGCUAAGAGCUGAAAUGCUUGCGCUGCUUUAGUUAGCGGCAUGCUAGGUGACGUGCUAGCCGCAGCCACUGGGAGGAGAAGCUGCUUCAACAGCUGUUCUGAGAAAUUACACGUAGCUGCUUUGAGACAUUUAUACCUGUUUACAUUUUGGACUCGCUGCUCUUGCCUUCUUGGGUUACCCACGAAGAAUGGGGAUGUGUUUGCCGUGCCUUGGUGGAGCAGUGGACGACGUCGUUGUCACUCCAGAUCCGGAGACCAGGAGACAACAACUGGCUGAAGCUGCAGAGAAAAGACAGAAAGAGACAGCAUACAGGGGUGUCAAAAAUCCAGAAGCAGUUGAAAGGAAAAGAAAAAAACAAGAAGAAAUGGAGAAGACGGAGAUGACGUCAUCGGUGUCUGGAGGUGGAGGGCUGAAGUGGCAGGUGGGCUGAAGGAGUGAAGACACUGAGCUACACAUUAAAAGGCGAUUGACUUGAUAGAACUGCUGUCCAUUUUACAUAAGAUUUUUCCCGUUUCAAGACAAGCAACUUCAGGUUUGUGCUCAACGUGCGACAAUGUUUGGAUCAGAGACGAUACAUAUUGCCAAACUACACGAGCAGUCAGAUGUUCACUUGAGAUCAAUGCUGUCCGUGAACAUGAAACACUCAAUAAAUAUAAUCUGAUUUAUGAAAAUUCACCCUCAUGACCACUAAGUUUUUAAAUUUGAAAUCUUUAAAGAUUUUAUUGCUGGUGUUUGACUAAUUCAUAUGUAGCAUGGUUUUAAACGGAGAAUUUCCUUCUGUUUGAAGUGCUGACAGUCAGAGAAGAGCGAGAGCAGCGCUGUUAUGUGACGAGUUUUCAAAAACCCUGCGGUGCAUCAGUGAGUCAGUCAAGAGUUUCACCAAAAGAAUCAUUCUAUUGUUUCUAGAAGUUCAGCUGAGCUCAGAACGUUGAGUCGCAGGCGUCAUUAACCCAACUUCUGCACAUAAGCUCAGAUGAUACACUUUCAUUUGAAUGACAGUUAUUUUAAUGCGACCACAUCUGACAUGUUUGACUGAUGCUGCACUGUGUUGAUCUCAGUCGAGCAUUGUUACGAUUCAGCUACAUUUGUUUAACGAUAUCAACCCCUUAAAAAUGGUUUACAGAGCUGUCACUCUUCUUUGAUUGUCACUUUUUAAGGAAGGCCUCUUUUGUUCGUGUGAUACACAUUUCAGUUUGUUUAUUUCAUUCUAAUCAAAGCGGUUGUACAACCUCUAUUUAACAAUGUUUGAGAACUGCCAUAUUUAAGAAAGAUGCUUCUAUUUAAAUUGCGCAAAAGGCUCGCUCAGACUCCGGUGGAGUGUUUCAAGUGGACGUGAAGAAGAACUGUUUGUGAGGCGUUGACUUUGACUUGCUUAUGUGUCACAGUUUCUCUCUCCACCUUUAAAUGCUUCCCGGUGCUCAUGACUUUUUGUAGUCCAGUAAUUGCAGCCAAUGAUUUUUGCUAUAAUAAAUGAUAUU
Messenger RNA from Synchiropus splendidus (mandarinfish), 1662 nucleotides. RefSeq names its product small VCP interacting protein (gene svip). Gene Ontology annotation, biological process: positive regulation of autophagy; negative regulation of VCP-NPL4-UFD1 AAA ATPase complex assembly; negative regulation of retrograde protein transport, ER to cytosol. Gene Ontology annotation, cellular component: endoplasmic reticulum membrane. The record is from RefSeq and is a predicted model, not a curated record. The transcript is spliced from 4 exons. Bases 372 to 614 code for a protein of 80 amino acids. Lineage: Eukaryota; Metazoa; Chordata; Actinopteri; Syngnathiformes; Callionymidae.